UCGGUUACCCAAACAGGCACACUGUGAGUGGGUCGAGACAAGGCAUUGGAUACGGAGCAGCAAUAUACUACUCCCCCCUUGAUUGUGCCCUGCCCAAAGUGUGAAAGUGGCAGCAGCUACCAGCGUGCGGCUGCGGCAGCUGAGCUGAAAGCUGGAACAGGUGCCGGUGGUCAAGGAAGCAGAGCCACCUUCCCGUUCUCGCUCGUCUUGGGGUCGUUCCUGAGGAGAUUUCAAGAUCUUGCUCACCUGGCCGCAUUGCGAGCGAACCGGAUGCGAAACUGACCUCCGGGGAUGGAGGAAUCGAGGCCGCGGAGGGCGCCGGCGAGGGUCCGGGCCGUGCCGAUCGCCGUCACGCCGGAGGGAUUCUGGUGCUGCCCCUCGCCGGCGGCCCUGCACAAGAGCCUCAAGAACCCGCACCACCACCAUCACAGCACCGGCAACAACAGCAGCAAGCAGCAGCAGCGCAAGAUCCCGUCAGCGCCCCCGUCCGUGGCGCCCUCCUCCGUGCAGAACGCGCCAUCCGUAACCGGCGAAUCGGCGCGCCGCGAAGCUCCCGACGAGCAGGAAACGGCGGCGGCCGAGGUGGCGGCGGAUAAGCGGGAGGAGAAGACUGGCGACGUGGGAGGCGAGGCCCAGCAGCACAUGAUCUGCGUUGGAUUUGGGCAGCCUGAGACGAGUGACCUGACGGUGAUGCUCUACGGGAAGGAAGGGAUUGCCGUCAGGAUGAGUGUGCACAGGGAUGUGCUCUGCGAAAGCAGCACAUUCUUUGCUGAGAAGCUCUCGGAGGAUGGUCAUGGUGGCUCUCCGGUGCGCUGCGUGGAGAUCCAUGACUGUGAUGAUGCAGAGAUCUAUGUGGAGACCGUCGGGCUGAUGUACUGCGAUGAGGCGAAGCACAAGCUGCUCAAGCAGAAUGUGUCUCGUGUGCUCCGCAUCAUGAAGGUUGCUGAAUCACUAGGUUUCCAUGCCUGCGUCAAGUCAUGCUUGGAUUAUUUGGAAGCAGUUCCUUGGGUAGGCGAGGAAGAAGAUAGCGUUGUGUCGUCAAUACGACAUCUGCAGAGCAAAGCCUAUGGAGUUAGCCCUUUACUGAAAAGGGUUACUUCUGACAGUGUGUACUCACCAACCGAUACUUUAUCUAACAUUAUGGAGAUGGUCUUGAAGAGCAACGACGACAGGGGGCGUCGUGAGAUGAAAGCCUUAGUUCUGAAUCUUCUCAAGGACAGCAGCCGUUGCACGUAUGGGACUUCAGACAUCUGUUCUGAAUUAUUUUACAGUUCAUGUCGGUGUUGCUUACAGAGACUUCAGCUGCUCUUUGCAGAAGCAUCUGAAGCAGAUUUCCCUUCUCAAGUUACACGGCAAAUAACUCUGGAGACCGAUAAUCUCCUCUGGUUGGUCGAGAUAUUGGUUAACCACCGAAUUUGUGAUGAUUUCGUGGUCAUGUGGGCAAACCAAAGUGAGCUUGCCUCAUUACAUGAAAAAUUGCCUGUUGCGUCUCGCCACACAGUUAGCUCUAUCACAGCAAGGCUUUUUGUUGGCAUUGGAAGAGGAGAAAUGCUUCCGUCCAAGGACACUCGUCUUCUUCUCCUGCAAGUCUGGCUGCAGGCACUCAUCGAUGACUACUCAUGGCUACAAUGCAGCUGCCGGUCAUUUGAUAGGAAGCUCGUUGAGGAAGGGAUUGGGCAGACAAUCCUGACACUUCCUUUGGAAGACCAGCGGUCUAUACUACUGUCAUGGCUUGGGAGGUUCUUGAAAUUAGGCGAUAACUGUCCGAAUUUACAGAGGGCGUUUGAAGUAUGGUGGAGAAGGACUUUCGUCAGGCCUUAUGUCAGUCAGACAAGGUAACGUGCUAUGAUCAAACACAAAUUCAUCUUGAAAUCAUAGGGAAGAGUAGUGAUUGACAGAUUGUGCCCAUAAAUUCUUUCGGAGAUUGCCGUGGUCAAUCUGAUAGUGGACUACCUGAAACCCGGUGAGAAUCUAGGUGGCUAGCUUUUUUCUUAUCAUGUAAAUGUCGAUGGCACCAGAAAUUUGUAUGAGUGCACAUUUGGCCUAUGUGUAAAGCUGUAUGGUUUUCCACUAGUUAUUAUAAGAAAACCUCGACCAA
Molecule: messenger RNA, 2098 nt
Organism: Lolium perenne
Lineage: Eukaryota; Viridiplantae; Streptophyta; Magnoliopsida; Poales; Poaceae
Product: BTB/POZ domain-containing protein At3g50780
Molecular function (GO): protein binding
Source: RefSeq, a predicted model, not a curated record